AUCUCCUUGAUUAAUGUUUCCUGCCUUGUGGAAGUGGAAGCCUUAAAAACACCACCAGUUGCUGGUUUUGGUUCAGUUCAACCGACAUCAUGGUGUCACAGAAAGACGUUCUCGUGGCUGCUGCUGUUUUUGUUGUUGCCCUCAUUUCACACAGUGAGGGUAUAAUGGGUGGUACGGAUGCAGUGGCACACUCUCGGCCCUACAUGGCUUCCAUCCAGAUGCCAGACGGAGAGAAUUUCAAGCAUGAGUGUGGAGGCUUUGUGAUUGCAGAUCAGUGGGUGAUGACGGCAGUGCACUGUAUGCCAACAGGGCCAAAUGGAAGGAGGGUAGUGCUGGGGGUCCAUUCUCUGAGUGCAAGUGAAGACACAAAGCAGAUAUUUAAUAUUUCUGAACUUUACAAUCACCAAGGCUACAGCACUUAUAAUUAUGAUAACGACAUCGCUUUAAUAAAGUUGGAUCGUCCAUUUAACGCCUCUGAAGCUGUUACAGUAGUGGAGUUCCAGCGAGCAGGCAGCGCCAUCCCCGGCACAGGCACAGAGGUUCAAACAGCUGGCUGGGGAUCCAUAGAUAACCUGGGGACCAGACCAGACAUGCUCAAGGAGGCAGUGGUUGAGGUGGUCAACCCGGCUCUGUGCAAACGCAGCGACUACUUUGGCAGGAAGUUCAGCAGCAACAUGAUGUGUGCACAUAAACUAUGCCAAGAACGACACUGUGACAACAUUGACAGCUGUGAUGGUGACUCUGGAGGUCCGCUGCUCUACAAUGGCAUCGCAGUCGGCAUCACUUCCAACGGAGGAAAGAAGUGCGGCCAACGUACCAAGCCUGGAAUUUACACCAUCAUCUCCCACUAUACUCAGUGGAUUGACACUACCAUGGCCCCGCAGCCUGAUGCAACAGCAGACCAGGAUUAAAAAAAGCUAAUUUUCAGCAGCCCACCACUGCCCUGAUUCUGCUGAGUCACUGAUGAUUAUAUGUUGACAGAAGUGUUCCUUUUUCACUUACAACUAAUGCAUGGCACAGAGCACGGCAAAUUUAUUACGACCACUUGUACAAACAGAUUCACUUUAUUAAAAAAAUCAAUAAAAUACAGUUCAUCACA
Messenger RNA from Centropristis striata (black sea bass), 1099 nucleotides. RefSeq names its product complement factor D (adipsin) (gene cfd). The record is from RefSeq and is a predicted model, not a curated record. NCBI's taxonomy places the organism in Eukaryota, Metazoa, Chordata, Actinopteri, Perciformes, Serranidae. Bases 90 to 911 code for a protein of 273 amino acids. Gene Ontology annotation, biological process: proteolysis. The transcript has 5 exons. Gene Ontology annotation, molecular function: serine-type endopeptidase activity.